AUGUUUGUGGUACAUGGUGUCGUCGUUGGGCUUGUCCUUGGAUUUCUGAUUUACGUCGGUCUCAAGAUACUUGGCAGUGCCUCAAACCGAGCCCCUCUUCCCCCGGGACCGAAAGGCUUUCCCUUGGUAGGGAAUCUGAACGAUCUUCCACCGCCGGGCGUGUUUGAGGCUCAUCACUGGUUGAAGUUCAAGGACCUCUAUGGGACGACCUCCAAUGGAAACGGAGUACCCAGUGAGCCAUCUGCUGACAGCAACCAGGGCCUAUCAGCUCUAUCACGACCCAAGCUUGUGAUGGCAGGCGAAAUGGUUGGUUGGAAGAACUCACUUGGCUUCUCACCACACAACGAUCGCUUCAGAAUGCAUCGGAAGAACAUGGCCCGUAUCAUCGGCUCCAAAAGGGCCGUGACAAAAUAUGAUAGGCUACAAGAAGCUGAGGUUGCUCACUUUCUACUUCAUAUCUUGGACGACCCAGAGAGGUUCUUGGACCAUGUCAGGAAGGAGGCGGGCUCAGUCAUUCUGAAAAUCGCUUACGGAUAUACAGCCGAGCCAUUGAAGGAAGACAGUCUCAUCAGCAUGGUUGACCAGGCCAUGGAUGAUAUAGCAGCAGCAGGUGUCCCUGGCGCGUUUCUAGUUGAUAUACUGCCCCUUUUGCGAUACGUACCAGACUGGGUUCCAGGCGCGAGCUUUAAGAGGCUUGCAAAAAAGUGGUCUUCGGAACUCAAUGAUCUUAGUGAGAAGCCGUAUGCUUUUGUCAAGCACCAACACGCCUUGGGCAAGCAAGAUAACUCGUUUGUCUCACGGCUUCUUGAAGUGGCAGAUUCGACUGAGGAAGCGAGAUUUACGAUCAAGUGGUCUGCCUUGUCACUGUACGCUGCCGGGGCUGAGACGACUGUCUCCUCCAUUUUUUUCUUCUUUCUGGCAAUGAUAUUGUAUCCCGAUGUUCAGAAGAAGGCUCAAGAGGAGAUUGACGGCGUGAUCGGCAACGAGAGACUACCUGAUUGCUUAGAUUGGCCAAGUCUUCCCUAUGUCAAUGCGAUAGUUAAGGAGGUUCUUCGAUGGCAUCCAAUCGUCCCUAUGGGGCUGCCCCAUACAAGCACUGUAGAUGAUGUGUUUGAAGGGUACUUUAUUCCCAAAGACGCAAUUAUCAUGCCCAAUAUCUGGUAUUUUGCUCAUGACCCUGAGGUCCACCAAGACCCAAUGCGCUUCAACCCGGAGCGCUUCUUGUCUACCGACGGCAAUCCACCUGAACAAGAUCCGCACACGUACACAUUCGGCUUCGGGCGCCGCGUAUGCCCGGGGCGUGUCUUAGCCGACAAUGCAUUGUUCCUCAACAUCGCCCAGUCACUCGCUGUAUUGCAUAUCAGAAAAGACGAGAAUGGUGCCCAACCUGAACUCCUAUUUACUCCCGGGAUGAUCAGCCACCCGGAGCCGUUCAAAGCCGCUAUUACGCCAAGAUCGCCACACCACGAAGAGCUAAUCCGGUCAUUGGAGCAGCAGUUUCCCUGGGAACAGAGCGACAGCCAUAUCAUAGAGAAGAUGCAGCGCCAAGGAUCGUGA
Fusarium subglutinans is the source of this 1557-nucleotide messenger RNA. Its product is annotated as oxidoreductase. Gene Ontology annotation, molecular function: monooxygenase activity; heme binding; iron ion binding. The transcript is spliced from 7 exons. Lineage: Eukaryota; Fungi; Ascomycota; Sordariomycetes; Hypocreales; Nectriaceae. The coding region runs from base 1 to 1557 and encodes 518 amino acids. The record is from RefSeq and is a predicted model, not a curated record.